Molecule: messenger RNA, 2418 nt
Organism: Rotaria sp. Silwood1
Lineage: Eukaryota; Metazoa; Rotifera; Eurotatoria; Philodinida; Philodinidae
Source: the annotation of a GenBank genome assembly
AUGGACUCGUCGGAAACACGAACGCCAUGCAAAUAUGGUAAAAAUUGUUGUCGUAAAAAUCCAUUUCACUUCAAAAAGCAUCCUCAUCCAAACGAACUGCAGGAUUCUAACGAUGAGUACAUAUCAAAUAAUGAACAAUAUUAUUUAAUAGAGCGAACUCCAUGCAGAUAUGGCGAAGAUUGUUACAAUACGAAUCCAUCUCAUCUCAAAGAAUAUUCUCAUCCGCACGAACUACUAGAUUCUGACGAUGAAUACACAUCGAAUGAUGAACAAUAUUCAUCAAUAGGACGAAUCCCAUGCAGAUAUGGCGAAGAUUGUUACAAUACGAAUUCAUCUCAUCUCAAAGAAUAUUCUCAUCCACACAAACCACAAGACGCUAACGAUAAGUGCAAAUCAAAUGAUGCACAAUCUCCAUUAGCAAAGCAAACUCCAUGUCGAUAUGGUAAAGAUUGUUACAAUACGAAACCAUCUCAUCUCAAAGAAUAUUCUCAUCCGCACGAACUACUAGAUUCUGACGAUGAAUACACAUCGAAUGAUGAACAAUAUUCAUCAAUAGGACGAUUCCCAUGCAGAUAUGGCGAAGAUUGUUACAAUACGAAUCUAUCUCAUCUCAAAGAAUAUUCUCAUCCGCACAAAACACAAGACACUAAUGAUACGUGCAAAUCAAAUGAUGCACAAUCUACAUCAGCAAAGCAAACUCCAUGUCGAUAUGGUAAAGAUUGCUAUGACAAAGAUCCAUCUCAUCUCAAAGAAUAUUCUCAUCCGCACAAAACACAAGACGCUAAUGAUAAGUGCAAAUCAAAUGAUGCACAAUCUUCAUCAGCAAAGCAAACUCCAUGUCGAUAUGGCAAAGAUUGCUAUAACAAAGAUCCAUCUCAUCUCAGGGAAUUUUCUCAUCCACACAAUGAUGUUCAAUCAGAAAUGCACCAAAAUAUUUUAAGAACCAAACAUCACACCCCUAUUUAUUGGGGUAAAAAGGCAUUUACUGAAUCCUAUCAUGAAAUAAAUGUAAAUGCUGGUUCAACUGAAUUCGAGAUCAUUAGUGACUUGCUGAAUGGUACGAUUGAACACCAUGGUAAUAAAUACGGCACAAUUUAUGGACAAGAUCCAGGACAGUUUGUUGUGACGAGCAUAACUCGAAUUCAUAAUAAAACGCUCUGGGAAGAAUAUUGUUUUAAAAAGGAACGAAUUAUAGAGGCAAAUGGCCACAAAUUAGCCACUUGUGAAAGUUCAAAAUAUUUACAAGGUCGCCCAUUGCUGAUGCCCUUGUUAGAUACAAGUGCAAAUGAAUAUUGGCUGUUUCAUGGUUGCGAUCCUAAAACACUGUCAACUUUAUUAAAGAAGGGUUAUGAUUGUCGAGUAUCGAGUGUCAAUGGAAUGUUCGGGGGUGGAUUUUAUCUAGCAGAAAACUCAAGUAAAUCAAAUCAAUAUAUUCCGUGUCCUAGUUGUCAGCAAAAUUGCAUAGAUCGUGAUUCUAAUUGUAAAUGUCAAAACCAAGAAGAUUUCCAGUUUUCAAUUAUUUUUUAUCGAACAGUAUUAGGAGAUAUGCAUAUUGUGAAAGAAUAUAAAUCGGAAAUUUAUCGUGGAACAGAUGUAAGCCAUCCCGUGCGUCGACCACCGCAAAAACCAAAUUCAGAAGAUUUAUACGAUUCUAUAAUGGGUGAAUGUAACAAAUAUGGUGGUAACAGAUUAAGGUAUCGUGAAUUUGUGGUAUACGACACUGCUCAAGCGUAUCCAGAAUAUGUUAUAAAAUAUAAAAGAUCAACAGAAAAACUAAGAUCACCUUCUAAUAUCAAUUCUGUGCAAGAUAGAUACUACACUUUUAUUAAAACUAACUCCAGCUAAUGACUGAAUAAUGUGAUACUAUUAAAAUUUCAAAAAACAUUUAUUUUCUUUAAAUGAGAACUAAAGUGAUGUAUUAACACAUAAUUAUUACUCCAAUUAUACUCAUGCAUAUUCUAUUAUUUUUUAUAUAUUAAAUCAAUAGUAAACAUGUAAACAAGAAAUACAAAUUGAGGAGUAAAUAUAAAAUGGUCACAUGAAAACUUGUAAACACUAAGGACGUUUGCACUUGAAGGAGUUUUCAUUCUCGAUAUAAUAUCGUGUAUACCAACAAAUAGUAACAAUUUACCAUUUGUGAUAUUUAUUUUAUUUGAUCAAUUAGCCUCAAGCACUAAAUCCAAAAAAUUUCGAAUCUCUGUUGUCCCAUAGUUUCAACAACCCCUUCCUUCAUCUCAAAUCUAACAAUAUUAACUAACUAAUAGUUCUACCAAAUCAACCGGAUGUGCGUGUGAGUAUGUCGAUGAACAGAAAAUUGACACUAAUGCUCUCCACCCACACUCCAAUCUUUUCUGUAGAUUUCAGGUGUGGGUAUACGUUAAUGCGAUGCCCACAUUCAGCCACAUCCACUUCUGUCAG